AUGACGUAUGUUAGCAUAGGGACAGGAUGAUGAUAACCGGUGUAAUUUUGGUUAGUAUGACGCCUAUUAAGGUUAUGUAAACAUUACCAAAGAGUUAAACACUGCGUAACAAAUGGAUGGAAGGCGAAACAAACCGAUAGACUGCCAGUUGAGUUAAAUAAUGAUGAUGAUGAUGAUGAUGAUGAUGAUGAUGAUGAUGAUGAUGAUGAUGAUGAUGAUGAUGAUGAUGAUGAUGAUGAUGAUGGCGACGACGACGACGACCAUGAUGAUGAUGAUAAUUAUAUUUAA
Molecule: messenger RNA, 288 nt
Organism: Spirometra erinaceieuropaei
Lineage: Eukaryota; Metazoa; Platyhelminthes; Cestoda; Diphyllobothriidea; Diphyllobothriidae
Source: the annotation of a GenBank genome assembly